GUUGGUAGUAGACGUUCAAGAUGAUUUCCAACGUGAGAUGUUCAACAGAGAUUGAUAAAUACAAAGUAAACUACAAGCUCACUACACUCGAUAAGAGUAUCAUGGUUUGGAUUCACGCGAGUUUACCUUCUGAUGCUUUAUCUGUCAAGUUAGGUAAAGAUUGGGCUGUAGCUACACCACCGAAUGAAUAUAUCCCAUGCGUAUCUACAAAUUUAUUACGGUCGAGCAACUUGAAUGAUAUGGCAGCUUCGAUAAGCAGGCGAUUUGCCACGAGAUUUAAAGAACAGGUUUACGUCAGUUUAGACUUAUCAAGCAGCCUUCUUCCUUCAUCACAAUACAGAAACCCUAAUGCUGACAGCGUUAUGCUGGAAAUAGAAAAGAGGUUAAUACAAUUAGUAAAAGACAAUCGAUAAAUCACUUUUUUUGCUUCUUUUGGCUUGGUUUCUCGACAACACCAAACUUGGCUUCUCUCUUCUUUCUCUUCUCCUCUUCUUCCGGAUCAAGUGCUGGUGCUUGUGUACUCUUUGUCGCAUUCGUGCUGUUAGCAGUGCCGAACCUGGCUGCUCUAGCUUCUAUCUUGGCUUUCUCUUCAAGUUUUUUCUGCUGCUUCUCAAAUUGUUCUGUGGUCUGUCCGAAUCUCUCUGCACGUGCUUUCUUCUUCUCCCAUUCGGCGUCUUUGUUUGUAUCACUUGGUUUUUCUUGCUCUACUUGUUUGCUCUCCUGUUUACUCUCUGUCGUGGCAACUGGUGCAGCCUCCUCCUUCUUCUCCUCAACUGUAUUUUCCUUGGUUUCCUCCGCGUUGUCCUCUUUUGGUUGAGCAGAUUCAUUCUGUAAUAUCCUCUGUAUCAAUUCCUCUUUCUUACCAACUACAGGUAGAUUAGCUUUCUGAAGGAGUUC
Messenger RNA from Wallemia mellicola CBS 633.66, 897 nucleotides. RefSeq lists its product as hypothetical. The transcript has 5 exons. The record is from RefSeq and is a predicted model, not a curated record. Gene Ontology annotation, biological process: proteasome assembly. Lineage: Eukaryota; Fungi; Basidiomycota; Wallemiomycetes; Wallemiales; Wallemiaceae. The coding region runs from base 21 to 413 and encodes 130 amino acids.